Molecule: messenger RNA, 1723 nt
Organism: Phanerochaete carnosa HHB-10118-sp
Lineage: Eukaryota; Fungi; Basidiomycota; Agaricomycetes; Polyporales; Phanerochaetaceae
Exons: 5
Coding region: 70-1383 (437 amino acids)
Biological process (GO): regulation of DNA-templated transcription
Molecular function (GO): zinc ion binding; sequence-specific DNA binding
Source: RefSeq, a predicted model, not a curated record
CGACGUCCUGCACGAUGGGCUGGCGGUGCCCGACUGCCUGCAUCCUGCUCUGACUUCUAUGCUGCUCUCAUGCCUCCCAACAUUCCGCACGAUCGCUCACAAUCACACCGUACCCCGCACAGCGACGGCGCGCCCUUUACAGCGACGCGUGCGCUCAACCAAGCCCGUCCAAGCUCUUAUUCCUCCCUCGAGCAAGCGCUAGUCCCGCCCGCCCACGCCCGCGACAGCACCGACCGCAGACGCAGCUCCCAGUUCCGCGACGCCCUUCGCUCGCCCUCAGCCAUGUCCUCAGAUGGUCGCUAUCUGUUUCAGAGCCCGCAAGAUGUCACCGCACAGUAUGGCUACCCGCCCUACCCGCCGUACGACCCCGCCCAAUAUCCACCGAGUUCGUCCCGUCCUGCACGCACUGGUGCGCCCCCACCGCACCCUUCGCCUCCCCAGCCGGCCCAGCCCGCACCGUACAACACGCCGCCGCAAGGCUACCCCCAGCAGGGAUACCCGCCCCCGCCGUACGGCGUGCCCCCGCAAACGAACACGCCGCAGUGGAACGCGCCGUCGCCCGAGGGCUGGCCGCCGUACGCCGCACCGUUCGUGUCGCCGGGCGCGGCGAGCGUGCAACAGGAAGGAGCGCAGGGUUUCUCGCGGGCGGACGCGCAUCCGCCUCAGUCUGGAGGCGAGGCAGGGAACGCACCGCCUGCCGGGUCUGCCCACCUGGAGGCCCGUCGCGCAGAGGAAAGAGCCGAGCGGGCAGGAGGUGAUCUGGCGCCUCCUCCAGCGAGAGGACGGAGGGGUAGCAGGGCAGAGAACGAGAACACGGGGCCCACGCUGCUGUCGCCUGCUGCGGCCGCUCUGGACUACAACAAACUCGCUGAUUCCUACCGCGGCAUCCUUGAUUCGGCAAACACAAUAGCAAGCGCGGGGCGUGGAGAGGCGGCUGCCGAAAGUUUUGAACGGAUGAUACACGCCGCGAUGUAUGGCCAGACGGUGCUCGACACCGCAGUUCAGCGUACAGCCGCCGAAACGGUUCGUCCGGCAGCCGGCGGAGAGGAAGGCGAGGAAGGCCCGGGUCGGACGAGACAGGUCAGCAUAUCGAGAGGUGAGCAGGUGGUAGAAGGCGGCCAGACAUGUUUGGGCUGCAAUGCAACAUCAACACCUGAGUGGAGACGUGGGCCCAUGGGGCCGCGAACACUAUGUAAUGCCUGCGGCCUGGUCUAUGCCAAGCUGAUUAAAAAGCGGACACGGGAGCCUGGACGCUCUCGGGGAAGCGGGCAGGCGCGACAAUCCAAUCCUGACGCCCUCUCCAGUGGAGAGGACGGCAGUGACAAUGAGUCGAAUGGCUCGCAAGAACGGCGGAGCGAGCCAGGAGACGCUGCAAGAAGAUGAUCGCCUAUAAUUGGUACCACAUCGUUCUUGCCAGACCCCUCAUCGAUCCUAGCACGCGGUCAUAUACAUGCCUGGCACCUCUCUUGCGCAACCCGCUUGUGGUAAUUGUUAAGUUUGUGUCUAGCUCUUUACACUGCCCUCGUUGCUUUUUACUCUUAAUAGGUUUGUCUCAGAUUCCCUCUUGCUCUCCGAUGGCCCGGUGCAAACCCGGCACGUUUAUCCGUUAUCAAACUUCAUCCUGCUAUUGUUGUAGCGUGUGCAAGUGUUAUGUUAGCCCUCUGUAGUCCUUACGUUUUAAUCUAUACACCGCAGCUCGGUCCGCACCGUGACCCAGCUUUCC